Suillus bovinus is the source of this 793-nucleotide messenger RNA. RefSeq lists its product as uncharacterized. The transcript has 2 exons. The annotation marks the transcript as partial. NCBI's taxonomy places the organism in Eukaryota, Fungi, Basidiomycota, Agaricomycetes, Boletales, Suillaceae. The record is from RefSeq and is a predicted model, not a curated record.
GAUGUCUGUGCAUAUGAAUACAAAGACGGCCCAGGUCCCAACUGCAACCAUAUUGCCUUUGAUCUUAAAGGCAGCCCCAAAAGCCCCUGGAACGAUAAAGUCGUUGGCUUGCUCCUUGAAGAAUUGCAUAGAAGGGGUGACCAAGAGAGCUGGCCAUUCCGAAGAUCAGAGGCGUAUUUUAAGGAAGUUCUUCAAGACCGCUACAAGCGCCUCUGUACAGUCUGGAUGGCUGCACAACCAAAGGUUAUAGCAAAGGGUGGACUGGAGACUCCUGCAGAGGUAGAACAAAGGCUAAUCAUGAAGAAGGAUGAGUCUUUGAAAGUGACUCGUCAGACAACGCGUCGAAAAAAUACUGACGAGGAUGAGGAAGACCUCCCGGCCUGGCAGUGGCUUCAGAAACUGGUCAGGACAUUAGGAGAAGCCGGCAUGAGUUCAGAGGAGAGUGACAUCGAAAAUGAUAUCGAAACGGUUCUUCGUGUCAAGAACAUGACUUGGCGCCAUGUGAUCGAAUGGGAAUUGGAUAUUAUUGAUCACCAAAGAAUGCUGGAUCAUGAUAUUUUCGCGCCUCAAGGUUCAAAGCCGAUGAAACGGAUACGCUCAUCUGGUAAUCCGAAGACAUCCAGAACAGAAAUGGACGGCUUGCCUAAAGCGCUGUACAACGAGGAAUGGCUUGCGGGUUUGACAAAACGUCAAAUUGAGAGGUUAUCUAUCUCAGAUGAGAAGUUUAAUUGGUUGAGAGUCGCGGUAGCAUAGUGCUGAACGAUGUAAUAAUGCAGUCGAAGUACAGAAACGC